GCAAAUUCAAGAAAAUGCGCAUAUAUAUAAAAUGAAUACAAAAAUGUUUAAUUUAAAUAUUAAAAAUUACAAUAAUAAUGAAACAGUUAAAAAAUGUGAAACAAACCUUAAUAUUAAAAUUAAAAUUAUUCAAAAAGCGGUGGACAAUAUAAUUAAGUAUAAUUUUAAUACAAGUACGGCAAAAAUUAAUGAUUUGUAUAACCGUCUAAACUAUGAUUUACAAGAAAAAAUAAUUGCCAACAUUAAAGAAAUAAAUAUACAAAAAAAAAACACAUCAUUAUAUCACUUUGUACACACAGAAACAACAAUCACAAAACCUCCACCGACAACAACAAAAAUAAGCCCUGAAUUGUUCUAUGGACUCUCCACAUUUGAUUAUUUUUUGGAGCAACAAUUAACCAGAUAUGGGUUGACAAAUUUAUAAUUGAAAGACUUGCAUGACAUAUAUAUUUAUUGAACAUGCUAAUUUUCAUCUACUUUUUUUACAAUGACAUACUAUUUUUUUUACAUUAUAAUAUACUCGGAUGGCCUGUAAGUAAACAAUUAAUAUU
Metopolophium dirhodum (rose-grain aphid) is the source of this 551-nucleotide messenger RNA. RefSeq lists its product as uncharacterized. The record is from RefSeq and is a predicted model, not a curated record. The coding region runs from base 32 to 424 and encodes 130 amino acids. The transcript has 3 exons. NCBI's taxonomy places the organism in Eukaryota, Metazoa, Arthropoda, Insecta, Hemiptera, Aphididae.